CAAAUUCCUUACACAUUAAAUCUACAAAAUACAUGUUGUGCUAUAUUCCCCAUAGCUGUACAAUUUAACAGGCUUUCAUUUACAUACCGGAUGUACAUGAUGUAGCCAAUGUGUGCAAAUCAAUGUCAUAAAAAAAGUUAGUGACAAGUAAGUAUGUAAUUAGCAAGUAUGCAAAUAACUGCAGUCUCUCGCUACAUGUAUGCAUUUCGGGCAACACUGUGGGUUUACUGUAUCUAUAGCUACUGUCACAAUGCCACCAGGUGGUCAUUUGUAGACCUGCCUAAGUAUUUAAGAUUACUAAGUAUUAAUGGGGUCUAUUCCGUGCAAGCAAUCAGAACAUGCAGCACCCGAGGCGAUAUCGGAAAACUCUCCAGAGAAAACCGACGAUCUCUCCAAACCGGGGGCACUGACAGUCCCUAAAAUCAUCAUCACACCGCCAUCCACCGAGGAUCUCCUGGAUUCAUCGAAAAGCGCGCAACCCAAAUCCUUAGCACUGGUCCCUGACCCCGUGCCUCCUCGCCAGCGACAGUCCCAAUAAUAAAUUGAAAACUAACGAACAAAUAAGGUCUGGACGGAGCGAACCGGGUCGAUCAUGUCGGAGUUCACUGAAAAGGAGCAACAACACCCGAUCAGACUAAGAUCUAUAAAAAACGAACAGAUAUUUACAGUCCCCGAGAAGGAUCGGCUUGGGAACUGCAGGAGUGUAAAGGAGUUUGAGAAGCUAAACCGAAUCGGAGAAGGGACCUAUGGAAUCGUCUAUCGAGCACGGGACACAAAAAGCGAUGAGAUUGUUGCCCUAAAGAAAGUGCGAAUGGACAAGGAGAAAGAUGGAAUCCCCAUCAGCAGUCUCAGAGAGAUAAACCUGCUGCUCAAAUUGAGGCACCCCAAUAUUGUGGAGCUGAAGGAGGUGGUAGUAGGAAAUCACCUGGAAAGUAUUUUUCUGGUGAUGGGAUACUGUGAACAAGACCUUGCCAGCCUUUUAGAAAAUAUGCAGUCACCAUUCUCAGAGGCUCAGGUGAAGUGUAUCAUUCUACAACUUUUAAAGGGACUCCAUUACUUGCAUGAAAACUUCAUUGUGCACAGGGAUCUUAAAGUGUCCAACUUGCUAAUGACUGACAAAGGCUGUGUAAAGAUCGCUGAUUUCGGACUGGCCAGAGCCUACGGUGUGCCUCUGAAACCGAUGACCCCGAAGGUGGUUACAUUGUGGUACAGAGCCCCUGAACUUCUGUUGGGAACAAAAACACAAACCACCGCUAUAGAUAUGUGGGCAGUGGGAUGCAUCCUGGCUGAAUUACUGGCCCAUAAGCCUUUGCUUCCUGGAGGUUCAGAGAUUCAGCAGAUUGACCUAAUAAUUCAGUUGCUGGGGGCACCCAAUGAGAACAUAUGGCCGGGUUUCUCUAAGCUCCCACUGGCUGGUCAGUACUCACUAAGGAAACAACCCUACAACAACCUCAAAAACAAGUUCACAUGGCUAUCCGAGGCAGGACUCCGACUGCUCAAUUUCCUCUUUAUGUACAACCCCAAGCGGAGGGCCACUGCAGAGGACUGUUUAGAGAGUUCCUACUUCAAAGAAAAACCCCUGCCCUGUGAACCAGAACUGAUGCCUACCUUCCCUCACCAUCGGAACAAGCGAGCUGCGGGGGGCUCCGAGAUCCAAUCAAAACGCAUCAAGGUCUGAUCCCAGGAAACGACCCUCUGGCAGGUGGCAGUCGUAGUAGCAGCAUGUGAUCCUCUACGUGGUUUAAAUAAUACAAUUAUCCCUUCUCAGAACAGAUUUGGGGACACUGUUGAUUCUUUUGCUUGUUGAACCUAGAAUGUGUCAGUGGAGGUUUAAACAUUAUUGGUACCAGUAUCAAAAAACUUCUGUGCAUUGAUUUAUAUUGUGACGUUAAUUCUAGGAUAUUCCUAGUUCAAUAUUACAAAGAAUUUCAUACUGAUUUCACAAGUAAAUAUGGGGCUCCAAAGUUGAGUUAACAUGUGUUCUCUAAAUCUGCCUUUACAUGGCUUUGAGCUUGGCUGGGAAUAAACAGACUCCCGCAUUGCAUGUAAAUCGUCUGCCAGUCCACCUUUUUAUAUAGCCAAACAAAACUAAGAAGAUAUGGCUUACAUCAGUGUUCAGUAUGCUUCUGUCUUUCAGUAUUUGUGUGAGCACAUUGGGUUUCCAAACAGGAAGAGGAGACUGGUACACUGUAGUUUACCAGUCCCACUGCAUUCCAGCUUCUUAUGGGCAUGAAAAAAAAAAAAAAGCUAGAAAUCUAGAUCUGAUCAGAGACACCAAACAGAUACUUGUACAAUGUUUUUACCUUCUUUGUGUGUAUUUACAUCCCUCUUGCAGACGUUUGAAACAUUUUGGAAUAUAGAACCUACAGUAGCUUUUUUUUGUAUUCCUCAUCAUUUCAGUAGAUUUGAUUUAAUUGUGUUCUGUGAAAUAUAAAACCUGGGGCAAAGGAAUUUUGUGAUGUUACUGGACACCCCAACAAACUUACAUUUUCAAAACCUCAGAAAGAAGUCUACUGUAAAGGGUUACCAUAAAAACGCAAAAUCAGUGUGAUACAUUCCAAGAACCAACUUUAUUGAGAUUGCUAUAGUAUUGCUUACAGUGUCAUAAUAAAUGUAACUUUGAAACAGAAAGUAGCAAAUACAAUAUGCAUGUACUGUAUUAAAUCAGAUACUGCUAAAAGUAUAUUUUUGUAUAUUUACUUUGGGUCUUGUAAAUAAAGCAAUUUUUAGACAAAA
Acipenser ruthenus (sterlet) is the source of this 2736-nucleotide messenger RNA. RefSeq names its product cyclin-dependent kinase 10-like. The record is from RefSeq and is a predicted model, not a curated record. Gene Ontology annotation, cellular component: nucleus. Lineage: Eukaryota; Metazoa; Chordata; Actinopteri; Acipenseriformes; Acipenseridae. The coding region runs from base 593 to 1678 and encodes 361 amino acids. Gene Ontology annotation, molecular function: cyclin-dependent protein serine/threonine kinase activity; ATP binding. Gene Ontology annotation, biological process: regulation of mitotic cell cycle; protein phosphorylation. The transcript has 15 exons.